CUGCCCAGGUCUGUGCCUUUGGAAGUGUGACGCUUGUUGGUGCUGGGAGCAGCUUGCUUUGGGACAGCCAGUGUAACCACGCAACCAAGAUGGUGGCAUUUAACUGGAAGGCUUUGGAGAAUUUCCCAUUGCUGAUGUACAUUUUGGCAGCUAAGACAUUGAUUCUUUGCUUAGCAUUUGCUGGAGUAAAAAUGUACCAGAGCAAAAAAAUUGAAGAAAAACUGAAGAGGGAACGUGAAGAGAAAUUUAAAACAGAAGUAGAAAAGAAGGAUGAUUGAAGAGUCUCUCAGAUUUUCUGACACUUGGCAGCUUGCAUUGGAUUCCUUCCUGGGAGAGUGAAGCCUUCCUGUAGACGAAGAACAAGUCAAAGGAAUAAAACUCAAGAAUAACAUCUGCUUAAACUGUAUCUCAACUUUUUAUACAUACAGCAUAAUAUCUAAGCCUCUAUUUAUGCAAUAAAAAAAUCCUUUGUAAAAAAAA
This is a messenger RNA of Chaetura pelagica (chimney swift), 480 nucleotides long. RefSeq names its product small integral membrane protein 11 (gene SMIM11). The record is from RefSeq and is a predicted model, not a curated record. The transcript is spliced from 3 exons. Lineage: Eukaryota; Metazoa; Chordata; Aves; Apodiformes; Apodidae. Bases 90 to 278 code for a protein of 62 amino acids.